UUACUAGCAACCAGCCUAAAUAAUCUACAAACCUUACUAGUCCCAGUGAGAACUGUGACCGUAACAUACGCACUAGACCUUAAUAUUAAGAAAACUAAAUUCAUGGUUGUCAGCCAUGCAAAGUUAGAUCCCGGAGCAUUAAUGGCAGGUAGCGAAGAGACCCUGAGAGUUGACAGAUACGCUUACCUCGGGACUACCCUCAACUCAGAAUGGGACUACGCUCAAGAGAUUAGAUCCAGAAUUGAAAUGGCAUGGUCUACAUUUAUUAAGUUGAGAUUCUUGCUGUGCUACAGUGAUCAGAGUUUGGGAACCAAGAUGCGGAUAAUGUGGAUCUACAGGAGGAUACUAAAAAUAUCGUAUGUGGACCAUUUCACCAACGUUGAGGUCCUACAGCGCAUGAGAAAAGAAAAAGAAGUGCUUAAUUUAGUGAAACAACGUAAGCUUGAGUACCUCGGGCACGUGAUGCGGAACGAAGAAAAAUAUCAAAUUUUUCAACUCGUUAUGCAGAGUAAAGUAUUUGGCAGGAUAGGACCGGGACUCCGUCGUAUCUCGUGGUUAAAAAACCUCCGAUAAUGGUUUGGGAUGACCUCCGCGGAUCUGUUUCGCAGAGCAGUCAACGAAACUAUAAUAGUCUUGAUGAUCGCCAACAUCCGAAUCGGAUAAGGCACUGAGGAAGAAGAUGAUUUUU
Molecule: messenger RNA, 688 nt
Organism: Diabrotica balteata
Lineage: Eukaryota; Metazoa; Arthropoda; Insecta; Coleoptera; Chrysomelidae
Source: the annotation of a GenBank genome assembly